AUGGCUGCACCUAGCAUCGGGGCCCUAGAGAGCUUCGGUCCAGCGUCUGCUACGGCUGCAUCUAGUGUCGGGGCUCUCGGAGUUUCAUGUCGGGGAUGUCGGGAGCUUCGGUCCAUCGUCUGCUACUGCUGCAACUCGUGUCGGGACUAUCGGCAGUUUCGGUCCAUCGUCUGCUACGGCUGCAACUUGUGUCGGGCUCUCGGGAGUUUCAUUCCAUCGUCUGCUACGGCUGCAACUAGUGUCGGGGCUCUCGGGAGUUUCGGCCCAUCGUCUGCGCAUGGUAUUGCUGUAACUAGCGUCGGGGCCCUAGAGAGCUUCGGUCCAGCGUCUCCUACGGCUGCAACUAGUGUAGGGGCUCUUGGGAGUUUCGGUCCAUUGUCUGCUACGGCUGCGACUAGUGUCGAGGCUCCAAGCAGUUUCGGUCCAUCGUCUGCUACGGCUGCGACGAGUGUCUGGGCCCUAGAGAGCUUCGGUCCAACGUCUGCUACGGCUGCAACUAGUGUCGGGGAUCACUUGAGUUUCAACACAUCGCCUGCUACGGCUGCAACUAGGUUCGGAGCCCUAGAGAGCUUCGGUCAAACGUCUGUUACGGCUGCAACUAGUGAAGGGGCUCUCGGGAGUUUCGGCCCAUCGACUGCGCAUGCUACGGCUGCAACUAGUGUCGGGGCCCUAGAGAGCUUUGGUCCAUCGUCUGCUACGGCUGCGACUAGUGUCGGGGAUUGUCGGGCUCUCGGGAGUGUCAUCCCAUCGGCUGCUACGGCUGCAACUAGUGUCGGGGCUCUCGUUAGUUUCGGGCCAUCGUCUGCGCAUGCUGUUGCUGCAACUAGCGUCGGGGCCCUGGAGAGCUUCUGUCCAGCGUCUGCUACGGCUGCAACUAGUGUCUGGGCCCUAGAGAGCGUCGAACCAGCGACUGAUACGGCUGCAACCAGUUUCGGGGAUCACUUGAGUUUCAACACAUCGUCUACUACGGCUGCAACUAGGUUCAGGACCCUAGAGAGCUUCGGUAUAGCGUCUGUUACGGCGUUAACUAGUGUCGGGGCCCUAGAGAGCUUCGGUCCUGCGUCUGCUACGGGUGCAACUAGUGUCGGGGCUCUCGUUAGUUUCGGCCCAUCAUCUGCUACGGCUGUGUCGGGGCUCUCUUUAGUUUUGGCCCAUCGUCUGGUACGGCUGCAACUACUGUCGGGGCUCUCGGAGUUUCAACCCAUCGUCUGCUAUGGCUGCAACCAGUGUCGGGGUGCUAGAGAACUUCGGUCCAGCGUCUUUUACGGCUGCAACCAGUGUCGGGGCUCUCGGGAGUUUCAACCCAUCGUCGGCUACAGCCUGCAACUAGUGUCGGGGCUCUCGUUAGUUUCGGCCCAUCGUCCGCUACGGCUGCGACUAGUGUCGGGGGUCUCGGGAGUUUAG
Molecule: messenger RNA, 1404 nt
Organism: Haliotis rufescens (red abalone)
Lineage: Eukaryota; Metazoa; Mollusca; Gastropoda; Lepetellida; Haliotidae
Product: ice-structuring glycoprotein-like
Exons: 3
Coding region: 1-1404 (467 amino acids)
Source: RefSeq, a predicted model, not a curated record